GGAAGCUUGGAGUAAGGACAGACAGAGAGACAUAGAGUACCAACUGGUUACCAACUGAUAUCAUUUAGCCUGCACAGAGGAAUCCUUUUACAAAACUUGUCAGAAUGAACAUCUCGCAUUUGGUGGCUUGUGGACUUAUGAUCAUUCUGCUUUCAGUGAGGACAGGGGCGAAGCCUCUGACACCAGCGCAACAGAAGUCUCUUAGAAGUUUGUUGGGGGAGGAGCUUUCGGAGUUCCUGGCAUCUGAAGAGAGAGAGCGGAGGAUGGAAAACUUGCGCUCCAGGGUACGAUUGCUGCGAGACCUGCGCAUGGAAACUCGCGCCAAGGGCAUGUGGGCGCGCUUGCUGAACGACCAGCCCAGUGCACGGAGACACAAACCUAACACCAAGAAAGGGGCCGCGGCCCGGAGUGGCUGCUUCGGACACAAAAUGGACAGGAUAGGCACUAUUAGCGGCAUGGGCUGUUAGAGAUGGCGCAUCGAGACGUAUCGCAUUCAGACGAUGGGUUCGACAACAUGGAUUCAGUUGGUCCUCGCCUGAGGUAAAUGCCUAAAAAGUGAUGGAUUUUCGGUAUAAAAAGCCACCAUGACCAGCAUUUUCGAGGACUGAGACAACAAUGAUAAAACCAACCCAUAUGUAUAACAUUGGUGUAAAACCUAGAAACCGAAAAGCUGUAUAUUGUUGCUGCUGCUGUAAAUUCAUGUACUUUCAUUCCUGCAUAAAUGUAUUUAUGUUUUAAAAACUAUUUAUAUGUUUAUAAAAUAGAUAUUUAUAAAUAUUCAUUUUAUUUAUGUAACAUUUUGAAAUGGAUGCAAACUGCAGGUAAAUUCUGUUUGUAACCUUUUUUGUCUUAAAUAGUGAAUGUUUUCAAAAUGAUUAAAAAAAAAAUUCCAGGCACUAACGAGUCU
This is a messenger RNA of Oncorhynchus tshawytscha (Chinook salmon), 907 nucleotides long. Its product is annotated as C-type natriuretic peptide 4-like. The coding region runs from base 105 to 467 and encodes 120 amino acids. Lineage: Eukaryota; Metazoa; Chordata; Actinopteri; Salmoniformes; Salmonidae. Gene Ontology annotation, biological process: receptor guanylyl cyclase signaling pathway; cGMP biosynthetic process. Gene Ontology annotation, cellular component: extracellular region. The record is from RefSeq and is a predicted model, not a curated record. Gene Ontology annotation, molecular function: hormone activity; hormone receptor binding. The transcript is spliced from 3 exons.